Molecule: messenger RNA, 1873 nt
Organism: Cokeromyces recurvatus
Lineage: Eukaryota; Fungi; Mucoromycota; Mucoromycetes; Mucorales; Mucoraceae
Product: thiamine pyrophosphate enzyme, N-terminal TPP binding domain-containing protein
Exons: 2
Coding region: 25-1752 (575 amino acids)
Biological process (GO): fatty acid alpha-oxidation
Cellular component (GO): peroxisome
Molecular function (GO): thiamine pyrophosphate binding; catalytic activity; magnesium ion binding
Source: RefSeq, a predicted model, not a curated record
CAAAAUUAUAGUUAAUUAGUAAUAAUGAGUGAAUCAGAUGUUGUGAUUGCUUCAGGAGCAGAGCUUAUUGCAAGGACUUUAAAAAGUCAAGGUGUUGAAGUUGUUUUUGGUAUUGUCGGUAUUCCCAUUGUUGAAGUAGCUGAAGCUUGUGUUGCUGCAGGAAUUCGUUUCAUUGGGUUCCGAAAUGAACAAUCUGCUGCCUAUGCAGCCUCUGUUUAUGGUUAUCUUAGUGGUUAUCCAGGCGUUUGUUUAACUGUAGGUGGUCCAGGUGUUAUUCAUGCUUUGGCUGGUGUGCUUAAUUCCAAACUUAAUUGUUGGCCAUUAAUCCUUUUAUCGGGAUCGUGUGAAUCUGACCAAGUUGACAAGGGCGCAUUUCAAGAAUUAGACCAAGUAGAAGCUACACGUCCUUAUUGUAAGUAUAGUGCAAGAUCUACAUCUAUUGAACAAUUGCCAUCUACAAUCGAAAAGGCCUUUAGAGCAGCUUUGUAUGGUAGACCUGGCCCUGCAUAUGUUGAUUUACCUGCUGAUUAUGUUCAAUAUCCUAUUCGUAACAAAGAAUUAUAUGAUUCUAUUCAACUUCCUCGUAUUCCUAAUGCUCCAAAGUCAAUGGCUAGCCAAUUGGAUAUUGAUAACGCGAUCUCCUUAUUGAAGAAUGCUCAACAUCCUUUAAUCGUCGUUGGUAAAGGUGCUGCUUAUGCUCGUGCUGAAAAUGAGGUUCGUGAAUUUAUUGAUAAAGUACAAGUACCGUUUUUACCAACACCAAUGGGUAAAGGAGUCGUUCGUGAUGAUCAUCCAUUAUGUGUAUCAGCAGCUCGUUCUAAAGUUUUAAAAGAAGCUGAUGUUGUGCUUUUAAUUGGAGCUCGUCUCAACUGGAUAUUGCAUUAUGGUCAAUCACCUCGUUGGAACAAGGAUGUGAAGUUUAUUCAAAUUGAUAUUGCACCUGAAGAGUUAGGAAACAACUGUCAUGACACGUUACAUCUUUUGGGAGAUAUUCAACUUGUUGUACCUCAGUUAACCCGCGCACUUGAUGGUAAGCUCCCUAAUAUAGAAUCAACUUAUGUCUCUGGACUGCUCGAUAAAGUAAAACAAAACGUUGAAAAGUUAAAGGCAGCAGGUGCAAAUGGCUCCGAUGAUGCUGUUUUAACCUAUCAGGCCGCUUUUACAGUUAUUAAAAAUUGUCUUCCUGAGGAUGACAUUGUUUAUGUAAGCGAAGGUGCAAACACGAUGGAUAUUGCUCGAUCUUAUUUUGAUGUAAAUCACCCAAGACAACGUUUAGAUGCUGGUACAGGCGCAACAAUGGGAGUUGGUAUGGGAUAUACUAUUGGUGCUCAAGUGUAUUAUUCAGCUCAAGAAAAUAAAAAGCGAGUUGUAAGUAUUGUGGGUGAUUCUGCUUUUGGUUUUUCUGCUAUGGAAAUAGAAACAGCCAUUCGCUCUUGUUUGCCUGUUGUAAUUAUUGUUAUUAAUAACAACGGUAUCUAUCACGGAUUAGAAGAUGAUGACUAUCAGACCUCACAAAAGGAAGGUACUUUGCCUACUACUGCUCUUUCUCCUGAAGUAAGAUAUGACUUAAUUUCCGAGGCUUGUGGAGGUAAAGGUUGGUUAGUGAAAAACCGUGUUGAGUUAGCAAAGGCACUUGAGGAAGCUUUAGCUUCUAAGGACCAGACAUGUCUUAUUAACGUAUUAAUUGCACCCGGAGGAAGACAAAAGUUAGAUUUUGCAUGGAUGCAAAAGUCAAAGAAAUCUAGAUUAUAAUUAAUAUAAAUAUAUAUUUGUAUACAUACAUAAUAUAAUUAUAAAUUUCAGCAUAUAUGUUCUGUAAGACUUUUUUUUUAAAAAUAAAUAUUUAUAUACAUCUAUUGUUUUAUUGUAUAAA